Molecule: messenger RNA, 473 nt
Organism: Culex pipiens pallens (northern house mosquito)
Lineage: Eukaryota; Metazoa; Arthropoda; Insecta; Diptera; Culicidae
Gene: hoka
Exons: 3
Coding region: 114-404 (96 amino acids)
Source: RefSeq, a predicted model, not a curated record
CUUUGGGAAAAGCAGCUACGAAAAUCGUAAAACGUCGAAUUGUUUGGGAUAAUUCCAUUUAAAUUUGAUACACUUUGACCUUCAUUCAUCAAAAGAAAUUCAAGUGAUUCAAAAUGCAGCUGUUCAAGAGGAAAGCCUUCUAUUUCACAAUACUUCUUGUGGUGCUGAGCGUUUGCCUAGAGGAGACGGAAGCCAGACGUAAGAUUCUACGUGGUCGACGAACGAUUACCAGAACCUACAAACGCGGUACGGCCAUCCCGGCGUGGGCCAUCAUCUCUCUGGUCGGCAUCGGUUACAUACUACUUGGAGGAAUUUCCUAUCUAAUAUUCAGGAAAGUGAUCCUCCAGACGCCCAUCGAGAAUGUCAACUCGUACACGCCCGCCAUGAUGCAGGACGAUUCGUGAGCUGGGGCAAAUUUUUCAACGCUUUAAUUUUAAGUUGACGGGUGGAAUAGUUUAAGUAAGAAAACACAA